UUAGAAAAGCACAAAAAGAAAGGAAAACUGAUCGAAAACUUCUUUUUCGGCGCAUUAGCACGCUGUUUAAUUUACAUCAGCGAAGGUGUCUCCCAUGUCAACUGUACAGCCUGCUGCCCCCAGGCUGUGUCUAUUCCUAACUGGUCCAAUCCAUCCAAGACCUGGGUGCAUGUACCUCCCUCUGCCAGCUGCUGUGCCACCAGGGCUGUUCCAUUAACCUCCCUCUGGACUUGCAAUUUACAUGUAACACACUGGCUGUGCCACUUCUCUCCCCCAUCAAUAUGACAUCGCUGGACCUGGAUCGUUGGCCGAUCUUCAGUCUGCUGGACCCAGACUUCAGGAAUAGCAUCGUCCAGGCGUGCGUGUUUGGAAGUGCUGGAAAUGAGGCCAUGAUGGUGACCAAGGACGAUGAUGUGUAUUCGUUGGGAUCGAAUUGCUGUGGCUGUUUGGGGUUAGGUGACUCACAGAGCAGCAUGGAACCCAAGAAGGUAGAACAGCUGUGUAGAAAGAAUGUGGUGGACUUUGCUUAUGGAAGCGGGCCACAUGUCUUAUCCAUUACUGCAGGUGGAGACCUGUACAGCUGGGGUCACAAUGGCUACUGUCAGCUAGGUAAUGGCAGUACUAACCAAGGCACAGUGCCCAUGCUUAUAUCCACUAACCUGAUAGGGAAGAAGAUUUGCCAGGUGGCCUGUGGUAGUCAUCACUCACUGGCCAGGACCUUGGAGGGAGAGGUGUUUGCCUGGGGUCAGAACAACUGUGGUCAGGUUGGGUCAGGCACCACCACUAACCAACCCACCCCCAGGAGGGUCACUGCCUGUAUAGGUUCCAAAGUCGUAGUUCAGAUUGCAUGUGGACAGACAUCUUCAAUGGCCUUGUUAGACACAGGAGAUGUAUAUGGUUGGGGUUAUAAUGGUAAUGGACAGCUAGGACUAGGGAACAAUGUGAACCAACCCAACCCCUGUAGAGUGGCUGGACUCACUGGGAUCUUCAUCAAUCAGAUAACGUGCGGUUACGCGCACUCCCUGGCACUGUCUGAUGAGGGCACGCUGUGGGCCUGGGGCGCCAACUCCUAUGGACAGCUGGGGACGGGGAACAAAGCCAAUAUGGUCACUCCUGCCAAGGUGGCCACUGACAAGGGAAGGUUUGUGGAGAUACCUGUAUCAGCCUUUCCAGGCCUGUAG
This is a messenger RNA of Lingula anatina, 1181 nucleotides long. Its product is annotated as RCC1 and BTB domain-containing protein 1. The record is from RefSeq and is a predicted model, not a curated record. NCBI's taxonomy places the organism in Eukaryota, Metazoa, Brachiopoda, Lingulata, Lingulida, Lingulidae. Gene Ontology annotation, molecular function: protein binding.